AGUUUGCUUUCGUUUCAGUGCUUGUUUAGUCCUCUGCCCUCCGAUAGUACCGAGCCUGAAGCUGGUUUUAAACAUCCUCCCCCUGACGCCCCUCGAAGUCUCUUCAGUACAAAAUCUAAGGAUGUGGAGGUUCUGCUCAGCGAUGGAAAGGAAGUGCUUUCUUUACCAAGGAACUCUAAAGCCACUGUGAAACAGAAGGUGCUUUAAAGUUUACUGUAAUGAUGAAAACAUCAGCAGGAGACAAGGGAGCCAGGGAUGACGCAGGCCCAAUCAGAGACACCAGCAAAGAGGGAAAAGAAACAGAUCUCUGUCAGGCCACUGCCCUGCAACAUUGCCUCCUGCUUCCAGGGAUCAGCAUCCUUGAUAAACUCAUCAAGACCUGUCCCGUCUGGCUUCAGCUGAACAUGAACCAUGAAAGGGCCGGGGCGAUACUUGGCAAAGAAACUGCAGGGAUAUUCUUGGUUAGGAAAGAAGGUAACGUUAAAAACAUGGUCCUUGCAGUCCGCCUGCCAGCGCAGAACCAGGGCCCUGGGGUGCUGGAGUACAACAUUAAAGAGGAGAAAUCCAUCCUGUACCUGGAAGGAUCUGUCCUUGUAUUUGAGGAUGUCUUCAAACUGGUUGCUUUCUACUGUGUCAGCAGGGAUUUGCUGCCCUUCACCCUGAAGCUGCCACAAGCAAUAUUAGAAGCCAGUACCUUUCAAGACCUUGAAAUUAUCUCUAGUCUAGGGACAGAUUUCUGGGAGUCUUCCUUAAACCACAGAAGAAGAGAAGAGUUAUCCCACUCUGCAAAAGAUCCUGCUUUCAGCACUGCCCAGGAAGACAGUUUAAGAUCUACCCAGUGUUUUGCAAGCAACAUAAACCACUGCUCAUGCGAAAUUGAGCUGUCAAUAGGAAAUGACAGGCUGUGGUUCGUGAAUCCUAUUUUUAUAGAAGAGUGCAGUAAUCCUUUUCCUGCAGAUGUCCCUCCUCCCGACAGCAAUGCCGUGAGCGCCCAUGUGAGCCCCACCGCUGCCACGCUCGCAGGAAAGAGCUCUCCCCGACGGCCCCCUCCGCCUCCACCUCCUCACGCUCUCCUUCAGAAACCUUCUCUGAAGCUCCCGCUGGAUCCCGUGACUGCUUGUGAAGAAAACAAGCUGCUGCUUCAGCCACUAGGAAAGAGCAUCAAGGAAAUGAAAACUGAGGGCAGUAACAGUAAAGAAGAAGAAGGGAAACAGAGCUGCUCAGGCAGCGAGCCCUCGGCAGUGAGCCCCAAGCAGGGUUCCCAGCCCUCUGUGCCGCCACGGAGGCGGCCGUGUGAGAGGAUCUCGGAGGGGAGCUGUGUGGGUAAGCCUGGAAGUUGUGAAACACCAAAAGGGGAACGGACGGAAGAAAACCAAGACAGUGCAGAAAGCAGAGAUAAAAGUUUGCUGUGCAAGAAGGCUGUAGAAAUGCCUGGGGAGAUUCCCAAAAGGGCUAUAUCACAGUUUCAGGGGACAAAGUCUGAAGCUGCAGAGAAGAAGGAGGGCAUGCCUGAGAUACAAAGCAAAGCCAUUGAGAAAAGAAUGUCACCCCCUAUCCCACCACCGAGAAGGAAGAGGCUUUCCCAGGUACCGAGGAUGCCCAGCUCCUGCCAAUUGAAGCAAAGAACAGUGGCAGAGACGGCCACAGCCACAGUGCAGCCUUUCAGCAAGAGCAGCUCAGCUACAGGUGCAGGUGGUGCCACUUGCACACACCCCAAGACUGAACCAGGACAUGCACGCAAAUCUGACAGCUCAGCCGAGCUGAAAGGUUCUCACUCCUCCCUGGAGGGCCCAGGAGCCAGUGCCGUGGCUCAGACAUCAACCUCUGAGCCGGACUCCUACUCCACCAGCAGCACUGAGGAUGACCUGGAGAUGCUGAGUACUUCAUCUGGUAAAAAGACACGCUCGGCGAUCUUGGGCAAGGCCAAGAACAGACUGUCCUUUGUGAGCCUGUCCAAUGUCUUCACAGUCUUUUUGUCUAGUGACAGGAAGCUGCAGAAGAAGAUAGUGGAGCUGGCUCAGGACAAGGAUUCAUACUUUGGCAACCUGGUGCGAGACUACAGAGUGUACAGUUUAGAGAUGAUGGCAAAGCAGAGCUCCAGCACAGAGAUGCUACAAGAAAUCCGGAUGAUGAUGACACAGCUGAAGAGUUACUUGGUGCAGAGCACCGAGUUGAAGUCUCUGAUAGACCCAGCCUCAUACUCCGAGGAACAGCUAGACGUGAUUGCUGAGACGGCUUUAUGCAAAUGUGUCCUGAAACCUUUAAAAGAAGCCAUAGAUUCUUACUUAAAGGAAAUACACAACAAAGAUGGAUCUUUACAGCAGCUAAAAGAGAAUCAACUAGUGGUACAAAACACAACGACCACUGACCUAGGAGUAACAACCAGUGUGCCUGAAACUGUAGUGCUGGAAAAAAUCCUUCACAAGUUCACAACCAUGCACAAGGCCUACUCCCCAGAAAAGAAGAUUGCCAUCUUGCUAAAGUCCUGCAAGCUCAUCUAUGACGCCAUGGCUCAGGGAAACCCAGGGAAACCAUACGGUGCAGAUGACUUCCUCCCUGUGCUCAUGUAUGUGUUGGCCCGCAGCAACUUGACUGAAGUCCUUCUGAAUGUGGAGUACAUGAUGGAGCUCAUGGAUCCUGCUCUGCAGCUAGGGGAAGGUUCUUAUUAUUUAACCACCACGUACGGGGCCCUGGAGCACAUCAAGAACUACGACAAGCUCACGGUGACGCGGCAGCUGAGCGUGGAGGUGCAGGAUUCCAUUCACCGCUGGGAGCGGCGGAGGACGCUGAACAAGGCCCGCGCUUCCCGCUCAUCCGUCCAGGACUUCAUCUCUAUCUCUUUUCUGGAAAUUGGUGCUCAGUCACGGACACUUGCCUCCCGGAAUGACACCACAGCUGAGCAGCUGAGCCAGCAGUGUGCCGAAAAGUUUGAAGUCUUGCAUCCCAAGGACUAUGGACUCUUCGUUUAUGUUGAUGACCAGUGGCUGCAACUGGACAAAGAUGCCCUGCCUCAUCAUAUCAAAGCCUCCCUGCUAAAGAGUGAAAUCAAGAAAGAUUUCCAUUUUAUUUAUAAACCAAUAGACCAUAAGACCCCACCAGUUCCAAUCGUCAAGGAGUCAGACUUCUCCUAAAGGGCCACGGUGCUCUGUUGGCGUGUUCGCUGUCAUCCUGCGAGGGCUGGAGAGUUUGUCUCUUGAGAUCCUCGGGUAUCUGCAGACCUCAGAAGGUCUCUGUAGCAUGGCCCUCGACACAGGGCAGAUGUACUAAUUAUAGAUGCUGUCUGAAUACGGGGCAUUCUCAGCAGAGUUCAUUUGCAGAAAUAAAAGGAGCAUUCAGGAGAAUAUUCAACACUUGAAGUAUCAAACCUCAGAACCUCCCACUGGCAACCAGCUGACAUUGCAGAAUGUACACGGACAGUGGAGAAAAUCCAGAGAUCUUGCACAAAAGUGGACAUUUAUUCCAUAAUAAAUUAUGGCAGGUAUGACUCACCUCUGUGCACACGGCCUGUGAAAGGCCUGCACAUGCCUCAAUCAGUUUGGAGCUAAGAGAGCCUUUAUGCCUUACAACGUCUCUUCACCCAAUCGGUAUCAACCGAGUCUUGUCUGAUGUAUUCAGUGGAAUGGGGUUGCCACCUGUAGCAGAACCCCACCUCUGUUUUGCUGUCUACAAUACGUCAUUGCCUUUGAAAUCCAUGUAAUUACAGACCAUGCAAGGUGAUCCUGUACAUUUACCGAGAAUACAUUUUCAGCCAUCUAUCUGUCACUGAAAUCAGGUAGCACAGCCAUUUUCACUAAUGCAUUUUUCAGAAAGAUUGAAAGUCUUCACUGUCAGUUUUACAUGUACAGCAGUUUUAAUCACGUUGGCUGUAUGAUAGUGUCUGGUUAAUUGUAUAUUUAUUGCCAUGUGUGAUAUGGUGCGAUUAUUUUAAAAUAAGUGUUUGUAAAGAACUUAAUAAUUUUCCCAGUGCAGCACAACAGGUUAAAAUUCAAAAGUCAGAAAGAGCUAGAAUUAAAUACUUGUCCCCUUUUA
Messenger RNA from Colius striatus (speckled mousebird), 4029 nucleotides. RefSeq names its product Ras and Rab interactor 3 (gene RIN3). The transcript has 10 exons. NCBI's taxonomy places the organism in Eukaryota, Metazoa, Chordata, Aves, Coliiformes, Coliidae. Gene Ontology annotation, biological process: signal transduction; vesicle-mediated transport. Gene Ontology annotation, molecular function: guanyl-nucleotide exchange factor activity; small GTPase binding. The record is from RefSeq and is a predicted model, not a curated record. Gene Ontology annotation, cellular component: cytosol; endocytic vesicle. The coding region runs from base 219 to 3131 and encodes 970 amino acids.